AUGAUGAGAUGUGUAUUUACGAGGGGAAUCAAUUGCCUAAUUAGGCGAUCCAACACGAAGAAAGACAGAGAGGAACCGAUCGGCAUCUCCGGCUGCCUAUUGCGAUCGGAUGGCCUGGUAGCCCGACGGCAAGAAGUUCUCGUCUCCAAAACUUGCAAAAACUUCCUCAAUUCGUUCCAGAUCUUCCUCAUCCUUCUCCUUGCCUCACCAGCUCUUGGAGCUCCGCAAGCGGCGUACCAAUUAUUUGCUCUUUCUCCCUUCCGGCUCGACUUCAACGGCCAUAACUUAGAGGAGUCGCACUUCCAUGGCAGCAAGAGAGCAUCGCCACUCUCUGAAGCCGCCAUCGCUUCCGCUAAGGGCCAGCAAGUCCUACUGCUAUUGCCGCAAGGGAUGCCCGCUUCCGCCGCCCUGACCGACGCGCUCAAGCAAAAGUUCCCUGAGGCCGAGGAGGUCACGGUCCACCCUCGGCUCCAGAAACUCCAGGAUAAAGCUGAUGAGGUUGUGGCGGCACGAGUGGAGAUGCACAAGGCCGUUGAUACGCCUCAAAGCAAAUGGGAAACUGUUGUUGAAGGUUCCGGUGCCGAGCAGGUAGCCGAAGUUAGCGACACCGUUGUCGAGGUCACCGGCGUCAAGGGGAUUCAUGACGUCGAGGAAGAGGUGCUUAGUGCGGAAACAAAAGAUUCAACUGCCACCGAGACCAAGGAGGCCACUACCGCUUCAAGCAAGGAAUCCCCAACCAGCAGCGAGGAAGCCAAAGAGCUCCACAAGCAACCGAAAGAGGAGGUCCAGCUCGCCAAAAAGUCUCCAAAGCUCUCCCCGCUAGAGGAAAUCCUGGUUCACAAACUCUCUGAAGAUGGUGACGUCAAGGAAUCCGCCGACUUGGGCAAGGUCAUUGAAGAAAUCAGGGGUGAUGGGGAUGAGAAGCAGCUGGAUAGCGCUGAAGUUGAAACUAAGCCGACUACCACGAUAUCGACAACUACUGAAGCCCCAAUGACUACUGAAAGUCUUGUGCAUGAGCUAUCCAAGGCGCUCAAUAGCACAAUAUCGGAGGCAGUAGCCGAAGAGAAAGUGGAAAUGGAAGUUCCGAAGAAGAUGGGCAAUGAGGAGAGGGAAAAGCCGAAUCCGAUGCAAGGGUUGAUGGGAAUGGAUGAGCAUAGUAGCUCCUCGGAGUCGAAGACUUCCAAGAUUGUUGAUGGCGAGAGUGGGGAGAUGAAAGCUGAAGCCACAGAGAAGGAAAGCGCUGAAGAUAAAGUUGAACCGACAACGCUAGAACCGGUAACGACAACAACUACUGGAGCUCCAGUGGAGACCACCACCGUAGAGGUCAAGGAAAAGGAGAAGGAGAAAUCCGUGUUCAAGCAGAUUUGGCCAACGGAGGUCGUGAUUGAGGGUCGUGAGUUCUACCUAGUGCCAAAAGGCGCCCGAGCGCGCGACUACUUGGAGCCGUACAGGGGUGGUGGCUAUAUGGUGAAGCAAUCGGCUGACGAUUGGUUCAGAGGACUGCAUAGGCAACUCAACGAGGCC
Mesorhabditis spiculigera is the source of this 1524-nucleotide messenger RNA. The record is from the annotation of a GenBank genome assembly. NCBI's taxonomy places the organism in Eukaryota, Metazoa, Nematoda, Chromadorea, Rhabditida, Rhabditidae.